This is a messenger RNA of Rhinolophus ferrumequinum (greater horseshoe bat), 615 nucleotides long. RefSeq names its product keratin-associated protein 13-1-like. The record is from RefSeq and is a predicted model, not a curated record. Bases 1 to 615 code for a protein of 204 amino acids. NCBI's taxonomy places the organism in Eukaryota, Metazoa, Chordata, Mammalia, Chiroptera, Rhinolophidae. The transcript has a single exon.
AUGUCCUACAAUUGCUGCUCUGGGAACUUCUCCUCCCGCUCCCUUGGAGGCUACCUGCGCUACCCAGGCUCCCCCUGUGGCUCUUCCUACCCCAGCAACCUGGUCUACAGCACUGACCGCUGCUCCCCCAGCACCAGCCAGCUGGGCUCCUCUCUCUACAGUGACUGUCAGGAGACCUGCUGUGAGCCCACCAGCUGCCAGACGUCCUGUGUGGUGUCCAGACCCUGCCAGAUGUCCUGCUACCACCCAAGGACCUCCACGCUUUGCAUUGCCUCCCCACCAACUUACACAGGGUCUCUGGGCUGUGGGUCCAGCAGCAGCUGCUCCCUGGGCUAUGGAUCCAGGAGCUGCUACUCCAGUGGUUCCAGUGGGUUCAGAACCCUGAGUUAUGGAGUCUGCGGCUUCUCUUCUCGGGGGUAUAGAUCCAGAUUCUGUCACUCAGCCUACUUGGCUUCUAGGAGCUCCCAAACUUCUUGUUAUCGACCAACUUCUUGUUAUCUACCACCAAUCAACUUGUUAAAGGUUCCUGUGACUUCACAGUUGUCUCCCUCAAAGUCAAUGCCAGCUAUUAUCUGGCAAGACUCUAUACUACCUAGAAGAGAGACAAUUAAAUAA